AAUACCUGUCAACUAUCCUACAUAUCAUACGGCUAUAAGCGAUGCUUUUCUUGAAGCCUGCAAUGAAUCUAAAUACGAAUACAUCGACUACAACGGCGAAAAACAUAUGGGUUAUUCCCGAGUGCAGUCGAACACAGCUGGUGGCGUGAGAAUGGAUGCAAGCACGUGCUUUCUUAACCCACAAGUGCGACAGCGCAGCAACCUUCACAUAUUGACAAGGAGUACUGUGACUAAGAUCAUAUUCGAUCAGAACAAACGAGUGACUGGUGUAGUGUAUAUAAAAGACGGCAUUGAGAAAACUGCUAAUGUGUCACGUGAAGUGGUCGUUUGUGCGGGAGCGAUUGGUUCACCUAAGUUGCUUAUGCUCUCGGGGAUUGGUCCGAAAUGGCAUCUGGAACAAUUCCAAAUCCCGGUCCUGGCUGACCUCAAUGUGGGACAAGGUCUGCAGGAUCACGUUGUUUUUGCCGGAAUCGUAGUUACAACAAAGGAAGAUCUUAUUGGACUAAAGGACUUCAAGAAAAGUUUUCAGGAGUACAUGGCUAAUAGAACGGGACUUCUGACAAUACCUGGAGGCUUGGAAGCUCUGCUUUUUACUCAUAGCGAUGUAGGAAAAAGAGUUGAAGGCUACCCUGACUUGGAGCUUGAGGUCGCCGCUGUCUUUCCGAAUGAACAAAUUGCGCAGUCCCCGUACGUCUCUGCAAAGAUAUACGAACAGUACUAUAAACCGAUGAUUGAAAAAUCGGGGUUUUUGUGUGCCCUGGCCAUGGUGCAACCUGAGGCUCGAGGUGCAGUCUACCUUAACGCUACUGACCCCAAUGGUGCACCGUCCAUCAAUCCUAACAUGCUCGGCCGAGACGACGACCUUAAUCGAUUGGUUUACGGUACAUUGAAAAUAAAAACGUUAUUCGACACAGCGGCGAUGAAGAAAAUUGGCGCCAAGUUGUGGGAAAGGAAGUACCCACGUUGCAAACAGUUCGACGUGUGGAGCGAGCCCUACGUGCGAUGCAUGAUUCAGCAGACCGCCUUUCCAGGUCAACACGUCUGCUGCACUUGUGCCAUGGGAAACAAUGACAAGUCCGUCCUUGAUGCGAGGAUGAGGGUAAGAGGUGGAGUACAAGGCUUGCGAGUCAUUGAUGCAUCGGCGAUGCCCAAGAUUACCGCGGGAAAUACUAACGCGGCUGUCAUGAUGAUGGCCGCCAAAGGAGCAGCGAUGAUCUUGGAAGACGCCAAGAAAGACACAUCAGCUCAGUCGUAAGAGCUUCCGAAUGCACCAGCGUUGUUUCCUUAAUAAAAAAAACAACCAGGCAUAAUAA
Molecule: messenger RNA, 1313 nt
Organism: Dermacentor albipictus
Lineage: Eukaryota; Metazoa; Arthropoda; Arachnida; Ixodida; Ixodidae
Product: L-sorbose 1-dehydrogenase-like
Molecular function (GO): flavin adenine dinucleotide binding; oxidoreductase activity, acting on CH-OH group of donors
Source: RefSeq, a predicted model, not a curated record